GUCAGUCUUGAGUCACCAUGGUCCAUCAAAUCGUCGUCGCUCUGUGUGUGGUGAUAGGCCUCGCCUCUCAACAGGUAUUCGCUCAGUGGUCGGGCAUGGAUCAGAGUCAGGGUCAAGGUCUUGGUCAAGGUCUUGGUCAAGGUCAAGGUCAGAUGGGAGAAUUAGGCACAAGUGCGUGGGGCACAAACCAAGGUCAAGGUCUCCGCCAAGGACAGGGUCAGUUAGGAGGAUGGAACAGCGGUGCGUGGAACAUGGGCCAGGGUCAAGGUCAAGGAUUUGGUCAAGGUCUGGGUCAAGGCCAAAGUCAGUUUGGAGGAUGGGGCGGUGCUUUGGGCAUGGGACAAGGAGGAGGAUGGGGACAAGCGUCACCUGCUGGUUUAGGAAUGGGAGGCAUGGGACAAGGAGGAGGAUGGGGACAAGAGUCACCUGCUGGUUUAGGAAUGGGAGGCUUGUUCCAACAGGAACCUAACCAGUAUCAGACCUGCAUCGCCAAGAACUCAAAUGGGGACGAGAUGAGAGUCACCUUCAGCAGCAGCAACAACAACCCGUGGUUUGGAAACCGAUUUGGCAACGCCUUGCGUCUCACUGCUCGCAUCUCCUCCAACCAAGCUGCAACUCUCCAAGGUCAGUUCCAGUUGGUCGUCACUGAAUUCUCCCGCACCGAGGAGGUGUGUUCCAGCCGUGCUCUCGGCGACAUCCUGACCGACCGUACCUGGUGGAGCCAGUCCCGUACUCCCCGCGGCAUCGUGGGCAUCCCCGUCACCAUCAACCAGGGACAGACCGCCACCACCUCUGAGACCGUGGAGAACCUGGCCUUCGAGGAGCUGACCGGCCGUGGACUGGCUCUGUGUCCCUCUCACCAGAUCUUUGGGUCUACCUGCAGGGACGUCAUCCCUCUGUGCUGCAAGAUCGGCUUCGACAGUCAGCCUGCCACCACACCAUUCACCGCCCAGAACCAGCUCUUCGGCCAGGGACUUCUAGGCAUGCAGAACCCAGGUAGCAACAACGGUUUGGGAGGCGGUUUCGGCCAGAGGAUGCCCGGAGGGAUGGGAGGUGUCUUUAAUACCGAUGUUGGAAGGACCUCAACAAUCGACGGUAACAUGAACACUGCAGGUGGGCUAAGUUUGAACCAAGGACCUCAAGCAGGUAUGAACCAGAGGCUCCCCUCCGGAAUGAACGGCGGUAUGAACCAGGGACUCCCCUCCGGAAUGAACGGCGGUAUGAACCAGGGACUCCCCUCCGGAAUGAACGGCGGUAUGAACCAGGGACUCCCCACCGGAAUGAACGGCGGUAUGAACCAGGGACUCCCCACCGGAAUGAACGGCGGUAUGAACCAGGGACUCCCCACCGGAAUGAACGGCGGUAUGAACCAGGGACUCCCCUCCGGAAUAAACGGCGGUAUGAACCAGGGACUCCCCUCCGGAAUGAACGGCGGUAUGAACCAGGGACUCCCCACCGGAAUGAACGGCGGUAUGAACCAGGGACUCCCCUCCGGAAUGAACGGCGGUAUGAACCAGGGACUCCCCUCCGGAUUGAACGGCGGUAUGAACCAGGGACCCCCCUCCGGGUUGAACGGCGGUUUCUAGAUUCGGCAAUCUAACGGUCAUGUUAGACUUUUGAUGAAAGUCUAUAUAUCAAAUUGAUAGCAUUUAAUCUAUCGUUUUUGUGGGAAUAAAGCUAAAUACUAUCA
Messenger RNA from Haliotis rufescens (red abalone), 1690 nucleotides. RefSeq lists its product as uncharacterized. The coding region runs from base 18 to 1586 and encodes 522 amino acids. Lineage: Eukaryota; Metazoa; Mollusca; Gastropoda; Lepetellida; Haliotidae. The record is from RefSeq and is a predicted model, not a curated record. The transcript is spliced from 2 exons.